This is a messenger RNA of Striga asiatica, 592 nucleotides long. NCBI's taxonomy places the organism in Eukaryota, Viridiplantae, Streptophyta, Magnoliopsida, Lamiales, Orobanchaceae. The record is from the annotation of a GenBank genome assembly.
UUAUGUCUAUGAAUAUGGGAUCGAUUAUAUCCCUAUGUUUGAUUGCAUUGAAAAAUUUUCUCUUUUCUUCAACUCUGGUGGUACAUUUAUCAAGAUUGGAGAUUCAACUGAAUACUUUGGUGGGAAUUUCAAGUCUGUGUAUGGCUCUGAUAGUAACCCUAAUAAGGAUGAUGGUGAUGGUGUUAAUGUUGUUCAUAAUGCAUCUGAAGGGAGUAACUCUGCAAAUAGAUUGGCAGAUGGUGAUGGUGAUGUGAAUGUUGGAGAUAAUGCAACUGGAGAUGAACACCCAGAUUCUGAUGCAAAUAUUGAUGAUGAUGAUGCAAAUGAUGGAGAUAAAGCAGUUGGAGGUGGAGUGCUAGCAGAUGUGGCUAUGUGCUUUGAUGAGGAUAGUGAUGAUGAAGAGUAUUUCCUAGUGGGUGUUAGCUCAUCAGAUGAUGAUCUGACUGAUGAGAAACAUGCUUCUGAUGAUGAUGAAUACCUUAAAGCCAGACAAAAUUUGAGGAAAUGUAAUAACAAGAUGGUUGAAGAAGAUGGUGGAGCAAACAAUACAUUCCCAGAUUGUCUGCCUCAAAUGGACUUGGAUGGGUGUUGG